AACCGGGCCGGGAUCCGGGCGGCUGGCUGUGCGCUGGCAAGUUCAAAGCUCGUCUAGUGUCCGGGCUGCACAAACCCUGUCCGCUCUCUCUCGCGACUCGUCCGCUUCUAGCAGCUUCCAGAAGCAGCUGCGCGCAUGCGCGACCGCCCCUCGCCGAGCGGCCGCCAUCACCGAGGCACCGGCCAAUGGGAGAGGAGGGUCUGCCGCACGUGAUCUGUUGACGCCGAGAGUCGCCAUGUUGGGAGAGGAAGCCUGCCCCCGGGCGCCCAGGAGACGGAGGAGGACAGGUCUUCCUGACAGGCUCGCUCACAGCAGGGAGCCAGCCCGGGACAGCGGAGCCGACAGCGGGACAGCGAUGGCAGGAAAGACGGGGGAUGUGUUCAGCGGGGAACCGGGAGAGCCGGCCGGAGGAGGACUGGCCGGGAAGCUCUGGCUGCCGCGGGGGCUGUCCGGGGGCGUGGCGCGGGAGUGGCUGGAGCGGCGCCGCGCCGCCAUGCGCCCGUGGGCGGGGUUUGUGGACCAGCGGCGGUUCUCCAAGCCGCGCAACUUCGGGGAUCUGUGCCAGAGAGUCGUCCGCAACCUGGACACCUACCAGAGCAACUACACCUUCAUCUUCCUCGGCCUCAUCCUGUACUGCAUCAUCAGCUCCCCGUUGCUGUUACUGGCCCUGGCUGUGUUCGUUGGCGCGUUUUAUGUCAUCCACCUCAAGAGCCUGGAGAAGAAACUGGUGCUGUUUGGGAGGGAGGUCACUGGGGGACACCAGCUGGCCCUGGCAGGAGCUGUGUCCUUCCCUGUGUUCUGGUUGGCUGGAGCAGGAGCAGCUGUGUUCUGGGUGCUGGGUGCAACGCUGGCUGUGAUUGGGUCUCACGCAGCCUUCCGUGAGCUGGAGAAUGGGGACCUGGAGGAGCUCACCAUGGAACCUGUCUGACCCCUGACCUCCUGCUCCUCUUCACCCUGUUUCCCUAGUUACUCUUGCCUCUUUGUCACACAAAUAUUCAGUCAUUGUGACGACGCA
This is a messenger RNA of Lepisosteus oculatus (spotted gar), 1015 nucleotides long. NCBI's taxonomy places the organism in Eukaryota, Metazoa, Chordata, Actinopteri, Semionotiformes, Lepisosteidae. The record is from RefSeq and is a predicted model, not a curated record.